Messenger RNA from Chionomys nivalis (European snow vole), 4616 nucleotides. RefSeq names its product OTU deubiquitinase with linear linkage specificity (gene Otulin). Gene Ontology annotation, molecular function: cysteine-type deubiquitinase activity. The transcript is spliced from 7 exons. The record is from RefSeq and is a predicted model, not a curated record. Bases 86 to 1147 code for a protein of 353 amino acids. Lineage: Eukaryota; Metazoa; Chordata; Mammalia; Rodentia; Cricetidae. Gene Ontology annotation, biological process: protein linear deubiquitination.
GAAGCGCCGUGCGGACCUCGCGAGGCGCCGGGCAGCGCAGCCACGGCUCCAGUCGGCCGGACCGCAGGGCCCGGUGUGGCCGCCCAUGAGUCGGGAAACCAUGCCUCAGCCCGGAGCGUGGCCCGGGGCGAGCUGCGCGGAGACGCCGGCCCGCGAAGCGGGGGCCGCGGCGCGGGAGGGCGGGAAGGUGACAAUCGGCGCGCAGCCCCGGGCCGCGAUGCGGUGCCCGGCCGAGCACGAGGAGGACAUGUACCGUGCUGCAGAUGAAAUAGAAAAGGAGAAAGAAUUGCUAAUACAUGAAAGAGGGAUAUCAGCAGAACCCAGGUUAAGUGUGGCUCCUGAGAUGGAUAUCAUGGACUACUGCAAGAAAGAAUGGAGGGGAAAUACUCAGAAAGCCACGUGCAUGAAAAAGGGCUACGAGGAAGUUUCUCAGAAGUUCACAUCUAUAAGGCGAGUUCGUGGUGAUAAUUACUGUGCGCUGAGGGCCACGCUGUUCCAGGCCAUGAGCCAGCUCACGGAACUGCCCCUCUGGCUGCAGGACCCGGACCUCAUGCUGUUACCAGAAAAGCUGAUAAACAAGUAUAGCUGGAUCAAGCAAUGGAAACUUGGACUGAAGUUUGAUGGGAAGAGUGAGGACCUGGUUGAAAAAAUUACGGAGUCCCUUGCCCUGCUGAGGAGGAAGUGGGCGCGCCUGGCAGAAAUGAAGACUGCUGAAGCACGGCAGGUAGCUUGUGAUGAACUGUUCACAAAUGAAGACGAGGAGUACAGCCUCUAUGAAGCUGUGAAAUUCCUAAUGCUAAACAGAGCCAUCGAACUCUAUGAUGAUAAAGAGAAGGGAAAGGAAGUCCCGUUUUUUUCUGUGCUCUUAUUUGCUCGAGACACAUCAAGUGACCCUGGACAGCUACUGAGGAACCACCUAAACCAGGUGGGACAUACUGGUGGCCUUGAACAGGUUGAAAUGUUCCUUCUUGCAUAUGCUGUUCGCCACACCAUCCAGGUGUACCGGUUGUCCAAGUAUAACACCGAGGAGUUCAUCACAGUCUAUCCCACUGACCCCCCCAAGGACUGGCCAGUGGUGACCCUCAUAGCUGAGGAUGAUCGGCACUAUAACAUCCCUGUCAGAGUGUGUGAGGAGACAAGUCUGUGAGAGACACCCAUGUGGACAGCUGUGAGAGGCAGCACAGUUGCACACGCAGCUCCUUCUCUGGGGCCUCAGGGCUGCAGCUCUCCAGGGACAAUCUGGGAGAACCCUUGGGCCCCUGGAACCAAGGGGAACUGUGAUGCUCUGAAGACUGUUGAUAACAAGAAGUAGCCAAGUCAUUGUUCUAUCUGUUACACAGUGUGUCUCACUGGGGGCUUCAGCGUGUGCCUUUGGGAGGUACAAACAACUUCUCAGUACAGCAGAUGUUUUUGUGUCAGAGGAAAUUGUUUGGAAAGAAACAUGUCCAAUGAAAGUUCUGAUGGUAAACUGGUGUUACUUUUUAAGACAAUAGUUUUGUUUUUGACUUUUAUUCUUUUGGAGUUGGUGGUGUGGGUCCCAUUAGUGGUCUUCCUAUGAGAUAUGCUUAAGGUAAUAUCCUGGAGUGGAUAGUUACAGUAUCUUUUGUUAGCUUCACCUGCUUUUGGAGGGAUGACUAGUGAAUUUAUAUUUAUAUCUCAGUUAAUACUAUUUUAAGUAGAUUGUCUCUUAGAGGAUUAAGAAUUGGGUCCCAGAGUAGAUUUUUUGAAGCCUGGAAAAGAUACAGGAGAGCACAGGGAGAAGUCUAGACACUGAUUUCUGAGGCUUGGUGCCCUGGCAUUGAGAGAUCCUGUUGGCACAUGUGCCCUAGUGCUGGGGUUGUGGAUUACGAUAAGUUCCAAUGGUCACGAUUCUACCCUCAGAAUUGAGUUUAUAUCCACCUGUUUACAGAAGUGGAAAUGAAAACUGUCUCUGAAGUUGACGUGUUCUCCUUUGCCCCUUUCAUGCUCUUGAAGAUCUCACGAACUGCCAAACCCAUAUGUGACAGGAUGAGAGACAGCCAACUAUCCAGUAUGUCUGAUAGGCAAGUAAAGCAGAAGCAUGUGGUAAGCAAUGCAAAAGUGCAUAGCUGCUUGGGCAGCUAGAAGGAGGCAACUGUGCUAGCUAUGAUGGGUCUGUGUGCAUGGCACAAGCCAUGGCCCUGACUUGGAGACCUGCUAAGCAUGGGUUACCUUGGGUCCUUUGUUUCCCUUGAGGGCCAUAGCCCGUGGUCUUUGUUCAUGGGGACCAGACACACCCCUCUUUAGGAUUCCAUCUGUAGCACCCCAGUCGGUUCAGCAUUUGUUGGUGCUGUUAUCUUGAUGAGUUGAAUUUAUUUUUUCAUAGUUAAAACCUUUAAUCCAAUUCAUACAGAUGAUGAGCACCUUGUUUUGGGAGGCAGGAUAACCCUUUAAAAUAUAAAUUGUCAUUUCAUUAAAAAUUAAGUUUGUUUUUUUUUUUUGAUUUUCGAGACAGGGUUUCUCCGUAGUUUUUGGUUCCUGUCCUGGAACUAGCUCUUCUAGACCAGGCUGGCCUCGAACUCACAGAGAUCCGCCUGCCUCUGCCUCCCGAGCGCUGGGAUUAAAGGCGUGCGCCACCACCGCCCGGCCUAAAAAUUAAGUCUUAAAAAAUAUUGUCUUAGGUAGGAAAACUCAGGAUAUACAAAUCAUUCAGUAGUAUUUCUUUUCCCUCUUGAGUAAAAUCACAACCUUUGGUUAACUGUUCAGUGCUGUGCUGUGUGUAACUAUGUUAGAGAGUCUGUGUUUUCACUGUGAAAUGCUAAGGUACCCUUGAGAGAGGAGGUACCUAGCAUCCAAGUUAAAGUAAUAAUAACGGCUUACUGUUGACUUUGACACUUUAUUUUGUUUGUAAUUAAAUAGUAGGAAAUGCCUGCCAUUCGUGUUUGAAGAGUUUUGAAACCAGAACUUGAAAUGCUUAGAUAAUUCCUAGUAGGAGUCACUUGUGCUGUUUGGGGACCUCAAAGCUGUCCAUUGGGCUUAGCCACUAUUGAAUUUUAGCAGUGCUCUUGGUAAUAUUCAUGCUUACCUGCAUUUUAAAGACAAGCUAAUCUUAGUGAGCUUGAACUGGACUUCUGGGAAACCUCUUUAUAUUUGAUACUUCCUUCUUGUUUGUGAUAUUGUUAGAUACAGUUUCCCUAUAUUAUGUCCCAUGAAGUUAAUGUUGCCUUUUCAGAAUGUUUUCAGAUUUUCUUGCUCACCUGUGUUGGUUGUGGAUGUGCAACACCUGUUGGUUGAGUCAUGCAUGUGGUCAUGGUGGCGGCAUUAGUCCUCUAGUGAGUUGGAUAUGACAUAGUUGCAUUUCCUCCUGUAUGCAUAAGGAAAUAUUCUCAUUGCAUAGAGGAUUCAUCCUGUUUUCCUGUCUAGCUGCCAACUCUUUGAUUAUACUACAGAAUAUUCAGUCGUGUCUGAUGAGCUUUUUCUUGAAGAAAAAUGACAUUGCAUGUCCUUUUGUGUAUUUUUUUUCCUUCCAGUUUUAGGACUUACUAAGGAAAAUUGCAUACCAUAUGAAUUGAUAAAACUUCUGUUGGAAGAACAUCCAUUUUUUGUUUGUUUUGUUAAUUUAUUUGGUUGAUUUUGACUUUCUGAGACAUAAUAUUUCUCAGGUUUUCAACUCCUGAGAGCUAUGAAUGUAGGGAUUGCCACCAUAGUAGUACAUUUGUAAGGUCUUAUGUGUUGAAGCUUUUUUCUUCUGGUUUCCUAAGUGGCUCUGUGCUGUUCUUCCCGUCCCCUCCUUUUCACCCACAUGUGCUCUUUACCUAAGAAACAGUGGUCUUGUUUUUGUGAAGGUCUUCUAGAUGUUUUUGAGGUGAUAUAUCACCCACGAUGAACCUCUGAUGGUGACUGUAUGAGUAGGGCUGACAUACACUUCCUGCCAUGUCUUCCUUUGAUAUAAAAAUUUAGUUUGAUCGGUUUCUUAUCUCUUUUUCUUAGCAUUACUUUGCAGGUGUUCCCUGCUGAAAGCUGGAGCAUAUUUUUGGGAGCGUAAACCAUUGAGGACUCUUGCUUGUAGGUGUACAUAAAACGGAUAGCUUUGUGUUAAGCUCUGAUGUUUCUUAAAAAAGCAAUAACUGCACUAGAAAUAGAAAGCCUUCAGUUGUGCUUUUCAUCUGAGAGAAACGUCAGAGCCCAGUUUGGCAAAGGUGGAGCGCAAUGUCAAUUUACAGUUUUAGGAAGGUCUGAGGAACUAAGAGGGGAGCUGAAGGACGAACUGGCUUCAGAAUGCACUUUAAAAUGAUGCAGGUCUUAGUUUCUUUUCCUGUUGCUCUAAUUAAAAGCUCUGACAAACGCAACUUAAGGAGAGAAGGUUUUAUUUUAGCUCACUGUUCAAGGGUCCAUCAUGGCAGGGAAGUCAGGUGGCAGGACCUUGAAAUAGCUAGUCACAUGACAUGCAUAGGCAGGAACACAAGCAGUGAAUGCAUGCUGCUGCCCAGUUCCUUUCUGCAUUUAUGCAGUCCACGGUGCCAGGCAGGGCAUGGUGUCACCAAGGUGAAUGGAUGCUCUCACCUCAGUGAAGGCGGUCGUGGUCAUCUGCAGGCGUGCCCAAGAGGUUCAUCACCCAUGGAAGUCUAGAUUCUGUUAAGUUGGCAAUUAACACUAAC